This is a messenger RNA of Asparagus officinalis (garden asparagus), 2086 nucleotides long. RefSeq lists its product as uncharacterized. The transcript has 5 exons. The record is from RefSeq and is a predicted model, not a curated record. NCBI's taxonomy places the organism in Eukaryota, Viridiplantae, Streptophyta, Magnoliopsida, Asparagales, Asparagaceae. Bases 112 to 1905 code for a protein of 597 amino acids.
GGUUUGUCAGAGUCCUUCUUCGCAGAACUAUUGGAUUUGGCAGUCGCCGAUCAAAUUCGCCGACUCAAGACCCGAAAAAGGUGGAAAGCUUUACCCACUUAUCCUCACAAAAUGUUUGUUGAAAUUCCAGGUUUAGGUUUUGAAGGAGAAAAGGGAGUGAAAGGUCGUCGCCUUACUCGCACUAAUUCUCGGAUCGUGGCUCGAAUUGAUCCCUCAAUUGAACCAUGUGCUGAAUCCAUACCGAGUAGACCCGCAGAUCCUGACGAGGCGCGGCCUUGUAAACGUCAGAAGAUGACUUUGAGGCGACGCGUCACCUCGUCGAUUCCUAACGCAGAACCACUCGGUGACGUGCCCAUUAUUGGGGGAGAAGGUCACGAUGAAGACUCAAUGAGGUACAAUUCUCCUUCUCCCGACUUAGACUUUUUUGGAGGGUCAUGCUUCGCGCCACCAAUAGAUGAGGCCGUGAAUCAGGAUCUAACAGGUAUCGAAACAGAUACGACACCUGGAGCUGGUGAAGGUAUCGUCGUGGGAUCUGAUUCGCCCAUGGUGGUUGCUAACCCAGGUACAUCUAUUAUCGGUAGUACGACUUUUAGAUGGCAAUCUCGGGUAUUAAACGAUUCAGAGCUCGUCUCUCCUCUAAUUGCUUAUAUGCUUCUGGCUCUUUUAGAAAAGUUACAAGAGGCGAUCAUUGACGUUGGGGUUGAAGAGCAGGCUGUCAUUACUGAAGAUGUUUCAAUGGAAGGCUCGAAUGAUACAAACACCUUUCAUCAUGUAGCCGAUGCACCUCCGUCUGAUCCCAUACGGGAUCCUUCGGGUUCUGAGGACAGGCUACUUGAUGAAAUGCUGUUAGAGCAAACUCGUCGAGAUGCCACCGAACCAGUCAUCGAAGCUGUUGAACCGAUUAUUGGAGCUGGUUCUUCUGUGGGAACUAUAAUAGAAACUCAGUCGUCAGUGGCCCAAACUCAGCACACGACCCUGGCAACCGAGGUGACUACUGCAGCUGCGGGGAUCUACCCAGCUGAACAAAUCGCAAGACCAACUAAAGAAGUCGGUACAUCUGCGACUAUUACAUCCGCAAUAACUUCGACAACUCAUACAAGCGUGCAAGGGGUGUCGAACGCAGAGUGUCAAACUAGAGAACCUUCAGUAGUUAUUGGACUCUCAACUCAGCUUUAUGAUCUCGUCACGACGUUACUAUCUAAUAACGACCCAGAUAAAAUUCUCCUUCUCAUGGAAAUUCGCUCUUUCUUCUCGUUCGUGAACGAGAUGGUUGACAAUCUCCUCCGCAACGGGCUUUCUAUUAGUCUCUUCAGGUCAUAUCUCGACAAACAAGUGACUCUUCUAAGGAGUCAAGGGUAUUCAGACUUGGCGGACAUUAUUACUGCAGACUUGGUUUGCCUUGAGUGCGAACUUGCAAAGCUGAAGGGAUUUCAGGCAGCCGGAGUUUCUUCAUAUGUAGACGCUCAGAUGGAAGCCAAGUUACAAGCAUGGCUCGAAGCUCAAAUAUCCGUCGAUUCUAAGAUUCGGGAAGCGGAGGCUCUUGUUCACCAAAUGGAAGCGGCUUAUGCUGGCAGAUCAACAACUCUUUACAAUAUUGAUUCCUCUCUUGCGUCAGGUGAUGCCACUAUAGCACGACUCGAGCAAGAGUUAAAAGCAGCUAAGGAUGCUCAAGCUGCUUUGAAGAUAACGAGGGUGCAUGCGGAGCGCGCUCGAGAGGAGACGUCUGGACAGCUGACACUCACUAAGGAGAAGUUGGCUACGGCGAAAGCGGAGGCCGUGAAGGUAUUGGCUGCUGAUGAAGACUCUAUGAAGAUCACGAUACGGAGUGAACUUGAGCAAGCUUAUACUGUGGAAUUAUCUAAGUUAGAGCAGCAAGUUCUUAGCCAUAAGCUUCAUGUAGAUUAACUACGACUUUUGUACCUGCAAACUCAAAAUUUUUAGUAAUAGAGGAUAUAUAUAUAUAUUUUUCGUUUAUUAUGCCCCUUUUUUUUAUAUCAUGAUGUCUUAUUCUGUUUGGAAUAAUCAAUCAUAAUACUUAUAGGAUUUUUGGCAAAUCCUCAGCCUUCAACGGAUUUGAUGAGCCUUU